Molecule: messenger RNA, 941 nt
Organism: Vigna radiata var. radiata (mung bean)
Lineage: Eukaryota; Viridiplantae; Streptophyta; Magnoliopsida; Fabales; Fabaceae
Exons: 1
Coding region: 283-795 (170 amino acids)
Source: RefSeq, a predicted model, not a curated record
CACCCUUUUGAGUCCUUGAAUGAAGUUGAAGAUAAACACAAGGAAUCAGUCAGAAAAUUCACUGCUUUGGUUACCAAUAACCGUCUAUUUCAGUUUAUCAAAAAGGCUGCUUAGGCAAAAGAAAAAUACUAGAAAAUUACCCUCCACGCAUCAAUAAUCAAACCCCAGUUGUGUAUACUAUAUAGUAAAUUAACAUUAGUCAUACAUACAUAAUAAGUACAAACUUAGUAGUUAGCUUUACCCUUUCAUUCUGCAUCAUCAUCUACCAAGAAAGAGUCACAUAUGGGAGCCUGUUUUUCUUCCAAACCAUCCUCCACAACCAACAAUGUCCGUUUGGUUCAUCUCAGUGGAUAUGUGGAGGAUUUUGAGAAGCCAAUUUCUGUGAGCCAACUCACUGGCACCUCUCAGAAGCACUUUGUUUGUACCUCACUUCAGCUUCUUUCACCUUGCUCAAAACCAUUGAAUGGAGACACAGAACUUCAACCUGGGAAUGUCUACUUCAUGCUACCAUACUCAAUCCUUCAAGCUGAUGUUUCUCCUGUGGAUUUGGCUUCCCUUGCAAAGAGGCUCACUGCAAUAGCAAAAACCAGCAAAGGGUCUUCCCUCAAAGAUGGUCCUUUCUCAAGCCAACAAGGGUUGAACGAUGUUUGGAGUUCGCCUUCAAGGAGUCCUGGGAGGCUUGGUGUGGUUGAACGAAGUCCAUGUAGAGUGCAGCCUUGGAAACCUAUCUUGGACACCAUCAGAGAGAAGUCUUUCAAUCGGAGAAGUGAAUCAGAUUUGCAAGAACAUAUUUGAUGUUUGAAAGACCUUGAAUUGAGGUAAAACUAGGAAGGAAGAAGACACAUGUUAGUUGGUUUGAUUAUCUUCUGACAAGGGAAAAAAUUGAAAUUUGAGACGGUUACGCAUGAAAUUUUCUUGUGUAUAAUUCUUCUUUGUAUUUA